AUGCCUUUGAAAGUGACCAAAGUAGACCUCGACAAAGACUGGGACGAACUCCACGGACCCAACGCCGAAGCAGAAGCCAUCAAGAAGGGUUCUGCGGUACAGUCUCAAGGAAGCGGAACGGAGCCCCAUGAUCAAUGGAUCAAAGUCACCGACACCGACACCGGCAAGAUUGUAGCCGGGGCGUUGUGGAAAUUCUACGAUUCGAAUCCGUACCGGGCGCCGUUCGGCGAGUUCGACGCGACAUGUUUCCCUGAGGGCGAGCUGAGGGACUUGUGUAAUUUGAUGUAUACGCAGUUGAGGGCUUGGAGACCUAGGACCAUGGCUGCGCCGCAUGCAUCACUCCGUACCAUCGGAUCCAUCAGCCCAGUGUCCAGAGUCAGAAGGCCAGCUCGUAGAUCUUCUCCUCGAUCUCGCGGACCUAUCAACGAUCAAAGCAAUCGCGCUGAAGGCUUUCUCGCCGGGAACACCCGGCUGGACAUUGUCUUCAACAACGCAGGCGUCCUAUUACCACCGCAAGGUAGCAAAACAGCUCAAGGCCACGAGCUACAACUCGGCACCAACUGCCUGGGCCUGUUCCUCUUCACGAAACUCCUAAGCCCCAUGCCCGCCCUCACAGCGAAAAGAGCACCCGCACACUCUGUCCCCGUCGUCUGGGUCUCAUCCAACAGCGCCGAGAUAUCCAGCCCGCAAAACGGCAUCGACAUGGCCAACCUCGAUUAUCACAUCGACAAGAGAGCGGCGACGAAAUGCGGCACCAGCAAAGCGAGCGACAUCUUCCACAGCAGCGAGUCCGCGCGACGGUAUGGAGGUGAGGAUACCAUCAGCGUAUCAUUGAUGCCCGGCGCGCUGAAAAGCGAUCCGAAUCGACAUAUGCUGAAGCUGGUGCAGCUACUGCUUUUGUGGACCUUGCAGGAGGAUCCAACUUUUGGUGCGUAUACGGAAGCGUUUGCGGGGUUGAGUCCGGAGGUGGAUGAAUGGAGGAAUGGAGCCUAUUGUUCCUUGAGGAAGAUUCUAUCAUGA
This is a messenger RNA of Letharia columbiana, 1020 nucleotides long. RefSeq lists its product as uncharacterized. NCBI's taxonomy places the organism in Eukaryota, Fungi, Ascomycota, Lecanoromycetes, Lecanorales, Parmeliaceae. The coding region runs from base 1 to 1020 and encodes 339 amino acids. The transcript is spliced from 3 exons. The record is from RefSeq and is a predicted model, not a curated record.